Messenger RNA from Chilo suppressalis (striped riceborer), 1367 nucleotides. The record is from the annotation of a GenBank genome assembly. NCBI's taxonomy places the organism in Eukaryota, Metazoa, Arthropoda, Insecta, Lepidoptera, Crambidae.
GGGGGUUUUUGGCGGGAUUUCAUCGAGUGCGGUUGGCGUCUUAUUUUAAUUAUUCUUAAAUUCGUUCAUAGUGGAUAUUGUGAAAUAAAAUUGGUGUGGUUUUGUGUAACAACUGUCUGCGUAACUGAAGAAAUAGUGGAAUCAUUAAAAUAUACGCUAUUCCGGUCAAGUGGACGUGAGAAUUUUACUGUAGUAUUGACUACCUCACAGAAGCUUAUCGAAAAAGCCAACUCGAUACAUUUCGUGCCAAACACUCCAAGAAACAUUAGAAUGCGUCACACCGACAUUCUAAUGUAAAAACAAAAAGAAGAUAAAUUUAAUUAAACACUAGGCUGUAUGGGCAUUGUUCCCCUUGCCUUCCCUAAAACGGGAGAACUUCAACAAAAAAAAAGUGCUACAAGAAACGAAAUUCUAGUCGCACUUUAAAUAAAAUUGAAAAUUAGUAAAUCAAGUUUAAAAAAAGGAAGUGCGGCUUAAACUUAAACAUGUCGUGGAUUAAAGAAGAUGCUGUAUCAUUUUUUCAACUAUUUUGCAUUAAAAUUAUAAAAACUGGACGCAUACCUCAACACAUAGCUUUUAUCAUGGAUGGAAAUCGGCGUUAUGCAAAAAAACACCAUGAAAACACUGCAGCAGGGCAUUCUAAAGGAUUUGAUAAACUUUCUGAAACCCUUAAGUGGUGCCUUGAUCUUGGAAUUCCAGAAGUGACGGUGUAUGCUUUCAGUAUAGAAAACUUUAAAAGAAGUGAAGAGGAAGUGAAUGCUCUUAUGGAUUUGGCACGAGAAAAGUUUCAGAGACUGCUUGAUGAAAUGUACAUUAAAUCAGUUUGGUGGACAGUUUUAACAAAUCUUUUUUAGUUUUUAAUUAACACUGAUGUUGAUUCUGACAUGAUUCUUGAAACCUAAACUUUAAUUUGACAACACUGUGUCCUUGUCAUUCUCUAUACAGAAUGAAAAGGAGACUGGUGUUAAAUUUAAAGAAGCAUGCCAGAAUUGACACCACUGUUAAUUUUCAGAGAUACAAUAAAUGAAUGGGGAGUUCGUAUCUAUGUAGCAGGCCGUUUAUCAUUGUUACCAGAAGAUUUACAAAAAAUGGUCUCUCAAGCGAUGUUGGCUACUAGACACAACAAUAAAUUGCGACUUAAUAUUGCUUAUGCUUAUACAGGAAGAGAUGAAAUCAGCCGAGCCGUUUCACACAUAAUAGAUGGUGUUAAGAAUAAGGAACUAAUGGCAGAGGACAUUGAUACGGAACUUGUGUCACAGUCAUUGGAUAUAGGCGAACCAGAGUUACUUGUAAGAACAUCAGGAGAAAUAAGAUUAUCAGAUUUCAUGCUUUGGCAGAUCAGCUUCUUCCCGUUCUCUGUCUGGUAA